Aedes albopictus (Asian tiger mosquito) is the source of this 3766-nucleotide messenger RNA. RefSeq lists its product as uncharacterized. The record is from RefSeq and is a predicted model, not a curated record. The coding region runs from base 31 to 3678 and encodes 1215 amino acids. The transcript has a single exon. Gene Ontology annotation, molecular function: iron ion binding; oxidoreductase activity; FAD binding. NCBI's taxonomy places the organism in Eukaryota, Metazoa, Arthropoda, Insecta, Diptera, Culicidae.
GACCAUGCCUUACUACGCGGAACAAAGUUCAUGUGCCUGGAAGGUGGUUGUGGCGCUUGUACGGUGUACGUCGAACGGCAGGAUCCAGUGUCCGGGGAAAAGGAUUCUAUUUCGGUGAAUUCCUGUCUACUGCUGGUGUUCGCUUGCCAUGGAUUGGAAAUUACAACGAUCGAGGGAAUUGGAAACCGAAAGGAUGGAUACCACCCACUUCAGAAACAGCUGGCCGAGUUCAACGGAUCGCAGUGUGGAAUGUGUUCUCCAGGGAUGGUUAUGACGAUGUAUGGGCUGAUGAAAUCGAAGCAAGGGAAAGUGAGUGCCGAAGAGGUGGAAAAUGCGUUCGGUGGGAAUCUUUGUCGGUGCACUGGGUACAGACCGAUACUGGAAGCGUUCAAGUCAUUUGCAGCGACUUCUGAAGAGUUGUGUGAAGAUAUCGAAGAUUUUGUGAAGAUAUGCCCGAGUAGGGGCGGUGCUUGCAUUGCAAAGUGUAAAUCACGAGACGAGAAGAACCCGAUUAGAAUACUGUUUGGAGAUGGAAGAGAGUGGCAUAAAGUGUAUUCCUUGCAAGAAGUGCUGAAUAUUCUGAAUCAAAUCGGAGAUCGACCUUAUAUUCUCGUAUGCGGAAAUACAGCUAAUGGUGUCUACAGAAGAAACGACAAUAUACAAGUGUUUAUCGAUUGUAAUUCAGUUUUGGAACUUCACGAGAUUUCAAUAUCCGAUGACACCAUCUUAGUAGGAGCAAACAUCACGUUAACGAAAUUUAUGAAGGUUUUAGCAGAUGCUUCUAAUAGCAAUCAACAGUUUUACUAUUGCAAAGAAUUGAUCAAACACUUGGAAUUGGUAGCACAUCCCUUAGUUCGAAAUGUUGGGAGUAUAGCAGGGAAUCUAAGCUUGAAAAAUCAGCAUCGUGAGUUCCCAUCUGAUAUCAGCUUGCUGUUGGAAGCUGUCGGUGCGAAACUUACUACAGUGAAUGCCCAGUCCAACCAGAAAACUGAGGAGAGUGUUGUACAAUAUAUAUUUUCCAGUGCACAGAAGAAAGUGAUACGGUCAAUCAGUUUACCACCCUUGGAUCCAAAAGUGUACGUGUUGAGAACCUUCAAGAUCAUGGCUCGUGCUCAGAAUGCGUUAGCUUAUAUGAACGCGGCAUUUUUGGUGAAGUUUGACACAUCAAGAACAAUUAUCAACGAAACGAGGAUCUGUUUUGGAAACAUUAGUGCGUCGUUUACUCGUGCUGAACAAACUGAACGCUUCCUGACUGGCAAAACAUUAUUCAGUAACAACUCUCUACAAGCUGCGAUCAAACCUUUGAAUGAUGAACUAAAACCAGACUGGAUUCUUCCUGAGUCGUCCGCUGAAUACAGAAAGAAUCUAGCAAUUGCCUUAUUCUACAAAUUUGUAUUGACCAUUGCUCCGAUGGAUUCAGUCAAAUCCCUAUACAGAUCGGGUGCCACUGUUUUGGAUCGGCCAUUAUCGUCCGGUCACCAAUCCUAUGAUACAUAUAAUAAGUAUUGGCCACUUACAAAAUACAUUCCCAAAGUGGAAGGCCUGGCGCAAUGCGCCGGAGAGGCCGAGUACAUCAACGACAUUCAUCCGUUUCCAAAUGAACUGUUUGCGGCAUUUGUUGUUGCUACUGUCCCUCUCUCAAAUGUAGCGCAGAUUGAUCCGACGCAGGCGCUCAAGAUGAAAGGAGUUGUUGGAUGUUUUACGGCCAAGGAUAUACCCGGAGCUAAUUCCUUCACACCGCAAUCGUUGGGAUUUCCAGAAGUUGAGGAGGUACUCUGCAGUGGACGAGUUUUAUAUUACGGGCAACCGAUUGCUAUUAUUGUUGCUGAAAGUCACAUGAUUGCCAACAGAGCUGCCAAUUUAGUCGAAGUCACGUACGAGAAAAGACGGGAGGAUGUACGUCUUCGACUGAAGACAGAUGACGGUGUGCCCAGUCAGGAGACAUUUGAAAUGGUUGGUGAAGAAUACAGUGCUUCCGAUGUAGAUGACGCUGUCAAGGUCAUAGGGCGUAUGGAACUUUUAGGCCAGUCCCAUUUCCCACUUGAAAAGCAAACGUGCAUUUGUGUGCCUCAAGAAAGCGGCAUGGAUGUCUAUCCGUCGGCUCAAUGGAUGGGUGUAACCCAACUAGCAAUAGCCCAAGUACUCAAUCUUCCUCAAAGUCGAAUAAAUAUAUUCAUCAGGCGGUUGGGAGGAGCUUUCGGAAGUAAAGUCUCUCGACAGGGAUUGACGGCAUGUGGCGCAGCGCUGGCUGCUCAUCUGACCAACCGACCGGUCCGCUUCUAUCUGACUAUGGAAGCAGAUAUGCAGCUAAUUGGGAAACGUUUGGAUUGUAUCAGUGACUACGACGUCCACGUUGAUGAUAACGGAAGAGUUCUCAAACUGACAAACUACUUUGCACAUAACUAUGGAUCGUCAUUUAACGAACCAAUUGGGAAAUCGUUUAUAUUAAUCUUUCCUAACUGUUACGAAAACAAAACUUGGAAAGUUAUUGGAAAAAUGGUACAAACUGAUACUCCUAAGAAAACUUGGUGUCGUGCUCCAGCCUCAACUGAAGCCAUAGCCACUGUUGAAACAAUUAUGGAGCACAUUGCUCAUGCCACGAGGAAGGAUCCACUGGAAGUCCGCCUUGCCAACAUGCCAAAAGAUAGCAAAAUGCGUACGCUCAUACCGGAGUUUUUGAAUCGAAUCGAGUUCAGUUCUCGGCGUAUUUCUAUCCAAUCGUUCAACGAAAACAAUCGUUGGAAGAAACGAGGCAUUGCCUGGAUACCGAUGAAGUUCCAAACGGAUUUCCAUGGGAUAUAUUAUGCAAUGGUUUCCAUCAACAUAGGAGACGGAUCGGUGGUGGUGACUCAUGGUGGAAUAGAAAUGGGUCAGGGUAUCAACACUAAAGUUACUCAGGUGAUCGCCUUCACUUUGGGAAUUCCGUUGGACAUGGUGAGUGUGAAGCCUUCCAACACCUGGACUGCGGCGAAUUCUGAUCCAUCAGUAGCUAGCAUAACCAGUGAAUCCGUGUGCUACGCUGCCAGUGAGGCUUGCAAAAUAUUGCUGGAAAGGAUGAAACCACAACGCCAGAAGUAUCCGGAUGCUCCGUGGUUUCAAUUGGUACAGAUUUGCUACGUUGCUAGUGUGGAUUUGAGUGCCAACUUCAUGUUCAAGGCGACGGAUGUUCUACCGUACUUCAUAUGGAGUUUGUGUAGUGCGGAGAUAGAAGUUGACAUUCUGACCGGGAAUAUUCUCAUUCGUCAGAUAGAUGUACAGGAGGACACUGGAGAGAGCAUGAGUCCCGGUAUCGACAUUGGGCAAAUCGAGGGAGCCAUCACCAUGGGCUUGGGAUACCACUUGGCCGAAGAGUUGAUUUAUGAUGCGAGAAAUGGUAAGUUGCUGACGGAUCGUACAGUGAACUACAAAAUUCUUGGAGCGAAAGAUAUUCCGGUUGAUUUCCGAAUAAACUUUUUAAAAGGAAGCAGUAAUCCGUGUGGUGUGCUGAGAUCAAAAUCAACCAGUGAACCACCGCUGAACUUAUCGGUUGUGGUUUUGUUUGCUCUGCGAAACGCUUUGCGAUCUGCCAACAUAGAUGCUGGAUUACCGGAUGAGUGGAUACCGCUAGGCACAGCUUCCACGCCGGAGAAAAUCUUCUUGAAAUCUGGAAAUAAAACUGAGCAAUAUUUAAUUGAUUGAUUCUGAACAAAAACUGUGUAGUUCUUUAAACUGUUAUCGACUUUUUUUUUCUGAAAACAUAGGCGAGUAGCCAGUAGCCAUGAGUCGU